Molecule: messenger RNA, 3292 nt
Organism: Saccoglossus kowalevskii
Lineage: Eukaryota; Metazoa; Hemichordata; Enteropneusta; Harrimaniidae
Product: intraflagellar transport protein 88 homolog
Biological process (GO): non-motile cilium assembly; intraciliary transport
Cellular component (GO): ciliary basal body; centriole; ciliary base
Molecular function (GO): kinesin binding
Source: RefSeq, a predicted model, not a curated record
AUUCUGACAGCUGCUCGACAGAAACUUGUUUUGAAAACCGCAGAGGUUUGUUCAUUUGGGGGAUUUUUCUUCGUUUUACCACUUACCGGAAACUUCAAGAUUUUGAUAUAUCAAGAUGCAGAAUAUACAUUUAGCUUCAGAAGAAGAUCUAUAUUCAGGAUAUAAUGAUUAUAACCCGUCAUUGGAUCCUGAGAAUCUAGAUGAUGAUGCAAGCUUUCAGCAAGCAGUGAAAACCAGUCAUGGAAGAAGACCUCCUAUGACUGGUAGAGCCCCAGGUACUGCAGCUAGAGGUCGGCUGGCGACUACAAUGCGUGGUAGAGCUGGUAUGCCUUCUUCUAUGGGAAGACCAACAACUGGAGCAGUAGGGGCGGAUGGUGGUGUAGCCCGACCAAUGACAGCAGUUCGUGCAGCUGGAUACACAUCAGGUGGAAAUCGCGGUGCAUCUUUUGAUCCAUUAAAUCAACGAGGGCCAGCACCACCCCUGGAAGUCAAAAAUGAGGAUACCCCUGAAGAGAAAAUAAAGCAGCUUGAAAAGAAGGUCAAUGAACUGAUUGAAGAGAGUUGUUUUGCUGCAAACAGAGGAGAACUUAAUUUGGCGUUAGAGAAAGCCAAGGAAGCCGGUAGAAAAGAACGUAUAUUAGUAAGACAGAGAGAGCAGAUGGCAGCUAAUGACCAGAUUAAUUUGGACUUAACAUACUCAGUUUUAUUCAACUUAGCCAACAUGUAUGAAGCUAAUGAAAUGUUCUCUGAAGCACUCAACACAUACCAAGUCAUUGUGAAAAAUAAAAUGUUUUCUAAUGCAGGACGACUGAAAGUCAAUAUGGGUAAUAUUUAUUUCAAGCAACGUAAUUAUCCUAAAGCUGUUAAGUUUUAUCGAAUGGCUUUAGAUCAAGUACCUAAUACACAUAAAGAUAUGAGAAUUAAAAUAAUGCAGAACAUUGGCGUGGUGUUUGUUAAGAUGGGUCAGUACAGUGAUGCUAUUACAUCAUUUGAGCAUAUCAUGGGGGAGAAACCUGACUUCAGAACGUCAUUCAAUCUCAUCCUGUGUUACUUUGCUAUUGGUGAUCGUGAUAAAAUGAAGAGAAGUUUCCAACGCUUAUUACAGGUUGAUUUACAUAUUGAUGAUGAGGACAAAUACUUGCCUCACCCUGAUGACCAGCAUGCUAAUAUGGUACUGGAAGCUAUCAAGAAUGAUACUCUGAGACAAGAAGAAAAAAAGAUUAAAAGUGAUAUGGAGAGAUACGUCAUGGCAUCCGCUAAAAUAAUAGCACCAGCUAUUGAGCAGACCUUUGCUGCUGGCUAUGAUUGGUGUGUGGAUUGUGUAAAGUCUUCACUUUAUACAGAUUUAGCCAAUGAUUUGGAAAUCAACAAAGCUGUCAUGUAUCUCAAACAAAAAGAUACAACCCAGGCUAUAGAGACACUGAAGGGAUUUGAGAAGAAGGAUUCUAAGUGUGCAAGUGCUGCCUCCACCAAUCUAUCAUUUUUGUAUUUUUUACAAAAUGACUAUCAGUUAGCUGACAAGUAUGCUGAAAUGGCAAUACAAGCUGAUAGAUACAAUCCAUAUGCAAUGGUAAAUAAAGGCAACUGUCUGUUUGCACAAGGCGAUUAUGAGAAAGCUAGGGAGUACUAUCAAGAAGCUGGUAGGACAGAUUCAUCUUGUACAGAAGCAUUGUACAACCUAGGAUUAACCAACAAGAAGAUAAAUCUCCUGGAAGAUGCUUUGGAUUGUUUUCUAAAGUUACACGCUAUAUUACGUAACAGUCCACAAGUGUUAUAUCACUUGGCUACUCUGUAUGAAAUGCUAGAGGAUUCAGCGCAGGCAUCAGAAUGGUACAUGCAACUAAUAGGCGUUGUCACUACGGAUCCUGGUAUUUUGGCCAGAUUAGGAGAGAUAUACGACAAUGAAGGUGACAAAUCACAGGCAUUCCAGUAUCAUUACGAGUCCUAUCGUUACUUCCCGUCUAACAUUGAGAUUAUUGAGUGGUUAGGUGCUUACUAUAUUGACUCUCAGUUUUGUGAGAAAGCUAUUCAUUAUUUUGAGCGAGCUGCCGUGAUACAACCAACACAGAGUAAAUGGCAGUUGAUGAUUGCUAGUUGUCAUCGACGAAGUGGCAACUACCAGCAGGCAUUGGAAACUUACAAACAUAUACACAAGAAAUUCCCAGAAAACAUUGAAUGUUUAAAGUUUCUAGUUCGUCUAUGUACUGAUAUGGGUUUGACUAAGGAUGCUCAAGACUAUGCUACAAAACUGAAGAAAGCAGAGAAAGCUAAAGAAGUACGAGAACAGAGAGCCAAUAGUGCAACUCGCCGUUCUGGAAGCGGCCGUGGUACACGUUCUGGAAGUGCAGGUAGUGAUUCUGGUCGUGCAGGUAGUGGUGGCAGUAGUGCUGGUAGCCGUUCUGGCACCCGUGGUAACCGCUCCAGUAGUGGGCGUCUAAGAGGUCUUCCUGAUACGAGUGAACCAUACGAACAAGAGCAGGAAGUUGAUGCAUCCUAUGUUGAUCCACUGGGACCAAGUAUGGAAAGACCCAAGACUGCUGCAAGAUCAAGAGAUAAAGCAGAAGAUGACUUUGCUGAUGAAGAACUUGGUGAAGACUUGUUACCAGAAUAAAUAUAAAACCAUCCAUAACAAAUCUAAACAUUUACAAAAUUCUGUAAUUUUUAUUUAUACACAAUUCAUUUAGUACAAAAAUUUAGCACAAGAUUGUUCUAUUGAUUAUUGCUUAAUGCAUUGCAGUGUGUUUAAUGUUAUCGUCAACAUUUCCAUUCAAAUUGGAAAACUCUCUAUGAUAAAGUUAAAGAAAUGUUAUACAAAUUUGAUAUCAUUUUGGGUAACGGUACUCAUGAACGGGCUGUUUAUUAAUGAGCAAAAGUUCCAUCAUGGUUGGGUUUCGUAAAAUGCUCCGAUACUUUCCAAGAACAAGUUUUAGAUAUUUCAAUCAGCAAUAUCCAUAACAUCACCACUUGUCUCAAGUUUUAUCAGGAAUUAUUACUUGUAUCUUUUUAUGGUCCAUGGAUAGUUUAUGUAAAUUGUGUGUAUAUAAUGACGGUUGUCACCAUGCUUUUAUAUGCUUCACAUACCAGCAUUACGUGUGCAUUUGUAAAAAAUAAACAUUAUGAAAUACAACACAGUGCCCUGCUAGUGGAAUGACUGCAUGUAUGUACCCACUAACAGAUCUCAACAUUACCUCUGUUAUAUUGACCUGAUAUUAUAUUACUUUGUAUUGUUAAUGAAAUAAACUACUUUCAAUAAUAUGCAAGAUCCAUCAUUUUGGAUUUAAUGGCGACAAAA